AUGUGGAUGCCCCGGCGCCCCGACUGUCUGCGCAGAGUUGCGUUGCGGGCGGCAUGGCGACUAGCCCUGCUUGUGGCGGGCAAGCUAAACGGGUACGGCUGGACUCGCCCGACGCGGCCAAAAAAGCCCAUGGUCCAGAGACUCUCCAAGGAGUGCGAGUCUGUGAGAGAAGGAGGCCACAGGCUGCGGCUUGGGACGUCUGGGCCAUCCCACGCAGACAGGCCCUGUCCGCCCUGGGCCAAGACCGCCGGCAAUGGACUAGGGGGGGUGGCCAGAGUUUUUUCUCGGGGGUGA
Messenger RNA from Colletotrichum abscissum, 294 nucleotides. RefSeq lists its product as uncharacterized. The transcript has a single exon. NCBI's taxonomy places the organism in Eukaryota, Fungi, Ascomycota, Sordariomycetes, Glomerellales, Glomerellaceae. The record is from RefSeq and is a predicted model, not a curated record. The coding region runs from base 1 to 294 and encodes 97 amino acids.